AAGAUUUUUUAUAAAAAGACUUUAAAAUAAUUUCCUAUGGUUUUAUAUUUAAAACCACCUUUAUAUGAGGGACAUAUAUGGUUACCAUGUUAUACACGUUUUUUACUUGGUUUAAGUGCAUCAUCAGCAUUACUUAUGAAUCUUCGUAGAGCAGAUUUAUUGAGUAUUGUAGGAGAAUUAACGGCAUUUCCUUAUUUUUUACAGCAAUUACAUAAGAAAAUGUUAAUGAAUUCUACAGGACGACGUAUAUUAUUUGAACGUCCAAGAAUGACUUUAAUUACUUUAAAUCCUAAGUUUCUUCAUACUUUACCCGAUAAUACAUUAGGUAAAAUAUAUAUUAAAUGGAUGGAUACAUAUAAAUUUAUACCGGGUUUACGUUCUUCUGUACGCUAUAUUAAUCAUGAAGAAUGGGCUUAUGUUAUGCAACGUUAUCGAGAAUCGCAUGAUUUUUAUCAUAUAUUAAUGGGUUUACCAGCAAGUGUAGAAGGGGAGAUUCUUUUAAAAUGGUUUGAAUGGGCUAAUAUGGGACUUCCAAUUGCAAUAUUAAGUGCGAUUUUUGGGUCAUUUUCUUUAUUUUUUAAAAAAAAAUGUAAAAAUAUAUCAUAUCCAUUAAUAAAAUGGGCAAUUCAAAAUGGACAACAAGCACAUGAAUCAAUGAUAAAUAUAUAUUGGGAAAAAGAAUUAAAAACGGAUAUAAAUAUUUUAAGGAAAAGAAUAGGUAUUAUUCCGUAUGAUUUAAGAAAUAGUAAAUCAAAUCAAAUCAAUUCAAUUCAAUUCAAAUAAAAUAAAUUGAAGUUAUAAUAUAAAAUUGAAAUUAUAA
Molecule: messenger RNA, 820 nt
Organism: Pneumocystis carinii B80
Lineage: Eukaryota; Fungi; Ascomycota; Pneumocystomycetes; Pneumocystales; Pneumocystaceae
Exons: 5
Coding region: 37-783 (248 amino acids)
Biological process (GO): ubiquinone biosynthetic process
Cellular component (GO): mitochondrial inner membrane; mitochondrion
Source: RefSeq, a predicted model, not a curated record